Molecule: messenger RNA, 1869 nt
Organism: Adineta ricciae
Lineage: Eukaryota; Metazoa; Rotifera; Eurotatoria; Adinetida; Adinetidae
Source: the annotation of a GenBank genome assembly
AUGGCUGGUCAAGGUAUUUUGAUCAUUAUCAUUCCGAACGAUUUAAAUACUGAACAACAACAAACUUUCGAUGCUGUACAGACUAUUAAAGAUCCAAUUGAUCUACCUAUUCAAACGACAGUAUCAGAAAGCGAACAUUCAAAAGAAUUUCCUUGUGCGGCAUGCGGAUCUUCUUUAACAUCGCGUUUCCGUGCUCAUCUUUGUUCAAAACUGAAUCUCGUCGAUGCUAUCUGGAUACUUUCUGAUGAUCAUGAACAUUUCUUUAUUACAUGUUUUGCUGAGCUCGGUCAACAUUCUGAUUAUAUCCUGGAAGAAUUACGUUUGGCAGAAAUAGGCAUUCGUCCAGGUUCGAAAGUAUUCAUUCUUCCUCUCUCGUGUGCACUUGGAAUUCACAGUCUGACGUCGACAACUCCAGCAAUCGUGGAAAUUAAUGAUCCAGGCAAAGAAUUAGAAAAUGAAUCUCAACCGCUAACAAGUGACGAUCAAGAAUUACACGAGCGAUUGGGAACAAAUCAAAGUGAUUUCAAACGAAGCAUCCGAGCAAGAUUAACGGUCUUACAAGUUGUGAAUGCUAUACGUGGACAAACAUUGUUUUCAUUUGAUUUUCUUCUACUAACAAUACUGGCGUCGAUCAUUGCCCUGUUAGGUUUAUUAGAAGAUAAUUCAGUGAUUCUAGUUGCUUCAAUGUUAGUAUCUCCGUUAAUGGGUCCGAUAUUGGGUAUUGUAUUCGGUUUAUGUAUUGGCGAUUCGCGAUUGUGGAAAGUUGGACUGAAAACAGAAGCUAUUGGAUUGUUCGUGGCGAUACUAACAGGAUUUGUUGUUGGAUUGUGUACAACAUGGUCAGAAACACGAUGGGGCUCAUCGGAUUCUUUCCCCACGCAUGAAAUGCGUUCCAGAGGUGAUAUUCGUCGUUUAUGGGCUGGUGCUCUCGUCGCGUUACCCUCUGGAGCAGGUGCAGCUCUGAGUGUUCUCGGUGGAAAUAUAGGAAGUCUUGUUGGUGUUGCGAUCAGUGCCAGUCUUCUACCACCAGCUGUGAACGCUGGCCUUCUCUCUAGUUAUGCGUUCCUAUCAGCACUCAUACCAGCCAUUGGAGAAGAGUCCACUACAUUCGAACCUCACAAAAAGAUCGAUGCCCUCACGGCUGCGGCCAAAAACUGUACAAAGUUCGUUGGAAAUGAUUACAAACCAAUCUAUUCAUGUCACAUGGCCACAGAGACAGGACUAUUGGGAAUUUGUUCCUUUGUACUAACUAUGACAAAUAUUAUCUGUAUUAUCGUCGUAUCGAUGGUUAUCUUACGAAUCAAAGAAGUCGUUCCAAUCGUUCGCGAUGAUGAAAUUGCACAAUUUUGGCAUGAUGAUGUUCGUAUCGUGCGUGGGCAAAAUAAAACCAGACAACGUCGUGACGUUACUGGUCUUGUUAAUAUUUGGAAGGAGAUGACUGGUACAAAUCCAUCAGCAUUACCUAUUGGAGAUAAUCAACAAGAAGUCGAAGUCGAUAGCAAAACAACUGAACAUCACAAACUGUUCAGACAUCGAAAUAAGUCACAAAUCACCUUGGCACGUAAAUUAAGAAAUCUCGAAGAAUUCGCCGACGCUUAUAAUCUAAAUCUAUCCAUUUCCGAUGAUACAUCAUUGAAAAAUGAACGUGCACGGAAAAAUGUACAACGAAUGGCGAAUGACAUCUUAACAACUAUCGAUGAGACCAAUCAAGUCAAUCUAGGUAGCUUUGUGACACAGUUUGGUCGAUCAGCAACGCGCUCGCGUAUGCAAACGUUUUAUCAAGAGCUACUCGAUGUGAUGCCCUCACAAUGGAAAGAAAUCUUCGAACAACAACAGCAGCUGCAGCAGCAAGCUUCAGCACAUAAAUAA